GCGCAGUUUGUACCGUGGUUUCGGUUGAGCAUUCUUGGCAACGUCUCGCUCGGAGAACAGGCUGCAGACUGACGGUGAACCAACGACUGUUUCCCCCCCGACGUCCAGGGAGUUGUGAUUAACGGACUAACAGAACACACCGGAGCGGGUUUUAGACUAAAGUACAGAGCUUCCUCUGCCUGCACAGUCACACCAAACCUUUCACUAAUUGCUUUACCUUCACAACUGAAGGCAGAAAAGAAAGCUGAGAAUAAUCCUAAAGGAAGAGGAUCCAGACUUGUUCCAUCAUGCACCACUGAAUUUUCUCCAUCUCCCCACUAAAAGCAAUGUUUCUGGGAGCUAGAGGCCACAGCAGAGUGUGUGUGGGGCCCCUCCCAUCCUGAGAUGGGAUGCCAGAAGCCUUCCCACCGGCCCUGAGCUCUCCCGGGGCGUCAUGAACACCUACAGAGACAGGGGGGUAACCUGCGUCUCCUCAGACCUUCUGGACGGAGGCGGAGGGUUACCCCAAAACUCUCCACUUUGUCACACCCCCAAUGGCCACCCCACAGAACCAGCAGCACAACCUCGCAUCUCUGUGCCCAAAAUGGGUGUUCGUGCACGGAUCGCCGAAUGGCCUCCCCGUCGCGCGCAGUCCCGGGAGUCGCUGCUCGAAAACGGGCAAAACGGGAGCAAUCACUACGACGACUGCUCCGUCUCAUCGUCUGUUUUGUUAUCCGACGGCAGGCUGGUGCGAGGAGGGCUCGCCAGGCUGCCCUGCAGAUGGUCGAAGGACGUGGAGUUCAGAGGCGGGGGGUUCGUCGGUGACAGAGGUUCGCCUCUCAGUCUAAGAGUCUUCCCACCACUGAGACAGCGCUCCAACAGUGAAGUAACGCUCAGCGAGCAGGAUGAAAAUGAGGUGGAGGCUCGAGGUGGCGGUGGGUUUGGAAACCGGUUCCGAGUAUACGGCAGCACCUCUUCCAUCGACAUCCAGGGCAUUCCCGAGCAAGGCUUCUUUGAAAUGCUCAGCCAGUUCCAGCAGGAGAGACCUGACCAGCGCAGCUUAGCUCCCGCACAACUCGGAGAGCUGCUGCGAGUUCCGGACCCGUCCUCGAAGACUCCUUUCCCCUCCGCUCCCUUCCCCGCUCCCACAGGUGGGGAUGACAAAGGAACGGGGAGGAAGGACGGUACGGAGAGAACGAGGAAGAAAAGUGGUGGGACGGAGUCUGCGCUGGGUACUUCCUCUCUGUUCAGGAAGCUCCGGAGCUCCAGUCGGGGGGAACUGGACGGAGGAAAGGGAGAGGCUAACGAGGACAGGGGAGGCAGAAGCUCUACAGAUGCCUCUUAUAAACCCUGGGUGUGUCCAAAGAGCUUUGUCCACUUUGAUGCUCAGAGCGUCCUGUUCGACCUCCACGAGGCAGCAUCUCAGCGCGGCUUUUCUACUCAGCGGAGGAACACCGCCACCGGAGCAUCGGCUGCUUCGUCCUUGUCUGGCUCCAGAUUAUCAGCUCCGAACCUGAACGACCCCAUUUACUCGAGCAUUGAGGAUCUGACCCUUAAUCACGAUCAGAGCUCCACAGUCCCCUCCCUACCUGCAGACCCUCUGGAUGGGCCUGCAGCGCACACUUCAAGCCCACUGCUCCUCUCCUGUCCCCACUUCCUCAAUGAGAUAGGUGGGCAUAGGGAGAGAAACGUGAGCUUCCUCAGCUCCUCAGCAGAACGAGAAGAUGGAGAUGGAGGAAGAGGGUGGCUGAGGAAGAGUAAUGCCAGCAUGUCUGUGCUGGAGAUCCCCAUUGAAGAGCAGGAGAUGAGGCUGGAAAGACUGAAACUAUACGGCAUAGAGCAUGUAGACCUGGGGGCCUGCUACUACAGAGACUACUUCCAUGGGAAAGACCACUCCAACUACUUCGGGACGGACGAUAAGCUGGGCCCCGUGGCCGUGAGCAUUCGCAGGGAGAAAGUGGAGGAUACCAAAGACCACAAAGACCAGUACCAGUACCGCAUAAUCGUCAGGACCAGUGAGCUCGUGACCCUGCGUGGCUCCAUCUUGGAAGACGCGGUGGCGUCGACAGGGAAACACGGCACUGUCCGAGGUCUUCCGCUCAAGGACGUGCUGGAGCAGGUCGUUCCUGAGCUCAACGUCUCUUGUCUGAGACUGGCGCUCAGCACGGCCAAAGUCACAGAACAGCUCCUCAAACUGGACGAACAGGGGCUGAGUCACAAGCACAAAGUGGGUGUUCUGCUGUGUCGUGCGGGCCAGAGUACAGAGGAGGAGAUGUACAACAACGAGGAGGCAUCGCCCGCCUUCUCUGCCUUCCUGGAGCUGCUGGGGGAGCAGGUGCUCCUCAAAGGAUUCUCGAAAUACGCUGCACAGCUCGACACAAAAACUGACUCGACAGGCACCCACUCCCUUUACACCACCUACCAGGGUUAUGAGGUGAUGUUCCACGUGUCCACCAUGCUGCCAUACAUGCCCAACAACCCACAGCAGCUCCUGAGAAAGAGGCACAUAGGUAACGACAUUGUCACCAUAAUCUUUCAAGAGCCUGGAGCGCAGCCUUUCACACCCCAGAACAUCAGGUCCCACUUCCAGCACGUCUUCGUUAUUGUUCGGGUGCACAACCCCUGCUCCGACAGCACCUACUACAGUGUUGCUGUAACACGGAUGGAAGACGUUCCCUCUUUUGGACCACCCAUCCCCACCGGAGUCACCUUUCGUGACCCGGAGAACUUUCGUAACUUCCUCCUCGCCAAAGUCAUUAAUGCGGAAAACGCUGCGCACAAGUCCGACAAGUUCCACACCAUGGCGACGCGGACUCGGCAGGAGUACCUCCGGGACCUGGCCGAGAACUACGUCAGCAGCACGCCGCUGGACUCGGCUGGGAAACUGAACAACCUCAUCUCCCUCGCGUCUAAGAAACGUGAACGCUCGAAAGCGAGAGAGAGAGCGGAGCUGGACGCAGACGGGGCCGUCGCCUGGAGAGUCCUGGCCCAGGACUUCAGCGGAGGGGCCGCAGAGCUACCCUGCGCCUUGGGAAUAUCAGACGAAUACGUGGUCCUCAUCGACUGCUCCACCAAAGAGGUGGUGUUCAAUUGUUUCUGUAGUGAUGUAAUCGGCUGGACGCUGGAGCGGCUGGCGUUGAAGAUCUUUUAUGGGAGAGGAGACCACAUUGCGGUCCGAGUACCAGAAGGAUCUGGACACGACGUCACAGAGAUGGUGCAGAGGUUAAAGAUGUUGACAGUCGGGUGUGAGACGGUGGACAUGACGCUAAGAAGAAACGGACUGGGACAGCUGGGCUUUCACGUCCGUCUGGACGGCACCGUCUCCGAGGUGGAGGAGUACGGCUUCGCCUGGCAGGCGGGCCUGAGGCAGGGCAGCCGUCUGGUGGAGAUCUGCAAGGUGGCCGCCGUGACGCUCACUCACGAGCAGAUGAUCGACCUGCUGAGGACGUCGGUCACCGUCAAAGUGGUCAUCAUUCCUCCGUACGAAGAGGGCAAACCUCGCAGGGGCUGCACAGAGGAGUACGAGAUGAAGACCAUGGAGCAGAAGCCUGAGCCUGAGCCUCUGGCAGCCGGAUACCGACCUUCUCUCCACCAAACGUGGCGAUGGGAGAGCUCACCCGUUCCUGCGGGGCUCCUGAAUGCUCCCAACCUGCCUCGCUGGGGACCCAUGGGCCCCCUGCCUCCUCCUCUGGCCCGCUCACACAAACCCCUGAUGCCAGUUCCCUACAGAGAGCCACAGCACUUCAACUCCAAGAGGCCUGUAAGUUACCCAGAGAACCACUACAACCUGUCUCCUGCAGAAGGCGACAGAGUCCUUCCCUACAGAAACCCCUCCGCCAGCUUCUCGUCGCCCUCCACGGGGCUGGUUGCCCUCUCCAUCAUGGGCUCUCCUGGAAUGACUCCAGGAUCUUUUGUACGCUACAAGCCGUCACCCGACAGGUUUGGAUCAGUACCGCGCCCCCUGCUGCCCUAUGAACCGCACUUCAGUGUGGACGUCACUUCUAGCGGAGAGUCUUCCUCAGGGUUCAUCAGUCAGGAGAGCACAAUGGAGCGCUGCAAAACAGAGCCUCUCUGGCAUGUCCCAGCAUCAUCGUCUCGAGGACCAGGUGGCGGAGGGGGGCAGAGGAGAAUAACCAGACAGGACGUCCCGGCCAAAGACUCUCCAAACAGACACUCCAAGGGCGAGGCUCAGUACUCCAGCCACUCCAGCAGCAACACGUUGUCCAGCAACGCGUCCAGCAGCCACAGCGACGAGCGCUGGUUUGACGGCGGACCUGGAGGAGAGCGGGUAGGCGGCGGGUUUCUCGGCGACCCGGUCGAUCCGGACCCAGACCUUCUCAACCAGGGGGGCUCCAAUGACAGCGGCAUCGACGCCUCCACGCACUACAACAGCAGCCACCGCGGACACAAGACCGGCAGCCAGGCUCACAAACCCAUGCACCCCUCGGCGACCUACAGCGGCUUUCUGGAGCUGUCCUCGGGAAGGAGCAACAGCGGAGAGUCCAGGAGACGGGAGUCUUCACCCAUUAUGCCAGGCGCUGCCCAUCAGAACAAAGGGUACCCGACCAAAACGUUCCCGCCUCCCAGCUCCAGCGCUGGAAAAAUGGACGCUUUCAAACCAAGGGCCUUCACACCGCAGGGCUUGAAGACGCCGGCAGCGGAGAAAGCGCGGCCCGUCCGAGCUUCUACGACGACGCCCACCUCGGGUCAGAUGGGCUCCACCGCUUUGUCUAGUUCCGCCCCCAAGGAGUUUUAUGGGAAGAGCAAAUCAAGAAGUCGUCAGACAGAAGAGACCAGUGCAUCGUCUGCAAACACAACCGACACUUCCAAUUCUGAGAGCAACAACAAGAACAGGCUGGUGGAUACGAAUUCAAAGAACGUGUUUGGGCAGCCUCGGCUCCGAGCGUCGCUGAGGGACCUCCGGUCUCCACGUCGGACGUACAAGAGCACCAUCGAAGACGACCUGAAGAAACUGAUCAUCAUGGACUACCCCGGAGAGACGCCACCGUCCGACCCGUCUCCCAGACACACCCUGCAGCGCACCUUUUCAGACGAGUCCCUGUGCAGCGGGCGCCGAGACACCGCCUUCGCCUGCUCCGAGAACCAAACCACCUCCAGCGACGUGCUGUUCACCUGCACGCUGCCCACACGCAAACACUCGAGCUCCUCCAACAACUCCAACCACUCGCACAGCAAGAAGAUGCCGCUGUCCGCGUCGGAGUUGUCCCUGACGGAAGUGAGAGACAAAGUUCCUCCUCUAAGGAGGCUCGACCCGGGGCUGAUGCCGCUUCCCGACACGGCCAGUGGACUGGAGUGGUCCAGCCUGGUCAACGCCGCAAAAGCCUUUGAAGCGCAAAGAGCCGUCUCCCUGUUCUCACUGAACGAACCGCAGCUUGGAGGUCCGGAAGCGAGACCGACCGCCAGUCCGGUUCAGUUCAACACUCCUCAGACGCCGCGGACCACACCGACGUUCAGCGGAGAUGAGGUGCCCAACGACCUGUCGGGUCGGCUCUACCAGCUUGAGGUGAUGCUAAAACAGCUGAACAAUGAUCUGGAGAAGGAGAAGCAGGAUAAAGUCGUCCUGCUGGCAGAGGUGGCGAACCUGAGAGAAAACAACCAGCGGCUGCAGGAGGAGAGUCUAACGGCCAGCGAGCAGCUGCGCAAGUUCAACGUGCUUUUCACCAACCUCAAGACCGGAAGUGACCAUGAGACUCAGCCUGUGACGCAGGACGCCAGCUCCCAGCGGGAGUGACGGACCGGAACCAGACGGGAGGGGCGUGGGCGGGUAUAUUUAGCUACCCAGUGGGACUGCCUUAAACCAGAGACCAUAAGAACAGACCACCUGGACUUGUAAACAUACUGCUCUCCCAGAGAGUCUGCACCUGUGUGUACUCUGAGCCCGUUUAUUUUUCUAAACUGAAGUGAAAACAUCUCAUUGGACUCGUGAUGCUACUAUGCCGGAGGAGCAAGCAGGAGAAGACUGUUUUAGAGAACACUACGUCACCUGGAGAGGCCUAAUACUGUUUCUGCAGCAAAUCAGCCAAAAAAAAAAAAAAAAAAACAACCAGAGACACUGCAUCUCCCAGAAUGCACUACACAUUGUGGAAGCUGUACAGGUAUGAUUAUACAGGCGCCUGUGCGGUACGAUUCUCAUCAUCAACGUCAAACUAAUAUACUAAAGAGCGAGGUGUGAGUAUGGUGUUAAACUCCUUAAUGCAUCUGGCAUUUAAUCCCUCUAAUGUGUGUGAGUGUGAGUGUGUGUGUGAAAAGUGACAAACUUGUUUACUGUAAUAUAAACCGUUCAGGCUCUGUUCUCCGUUAACGAGGAUGUACUGUGGCUCUCAGAUGUGAACCGAACCCCCGUCGUCGUUCUGAUCUGGGAUGAUGUCAUGAAACUAAACUCAGUGAAACAAUAGCAUCGUAUCUUCUAGGUUUGACUCCCUGCUUCGGCAGAACCUGAUCAUCUCGGAUCCAGACCCUCUGGAUCUUUGUUUUGACCUCAGUUACUACAGUCUGUCUCAUAAAGAACAGCCAUGACAUUUUGAGAGUUACGCUUUCAUUUGGAGACCCGAUCUAUAGCGAUGAAUACGAUUAGGUUUUGUCAUUUUAUAAAUAAGAUAAGUUGACUAUUAAUUAUUUCACUUUUAGUUCUAUUUUAAAGGGGGAGGUGUUAUGUAAAAUUAUCUUUUUUUUAACGUUAUAUCAUCAUGUUUUUCCCUCAACAAAAACAUGCCCAAAGUGUUGCUUUAAUUCUUUCGUGCAUGUUCUAUGAAACCUUGAAUCUGAUGGCAGCUGUUCAGGGUGUCUAUAAGAGCUUGGUUUGACAAAAGCUCCGCCCAUUUCCACAUAGCUCCGCCCAUUUCCACAGAGCUCCUCCUUGGAGCUGCACUCACCAGCCGAGCUUCAGCCUCCUAAGAGCGGCAUAAUGAGGAGCACUGUUGUGAUGACGUGCUGAAGGCGGAGUGUCGGGAAGAGUAGCAGCUUCUUAAAGAGACAAUGGCCCAGUAAGAACUGGGCCACUCUGUUGUACUAUAAAAUGGCAGUAUGUGCCUGGAAAAUACAUAAUGGCUCCCUUUAAAUUUUCAAGCCAGUAAAUGUUGAAUACGAUUAAAAAGCAGAUGGCUAUUUUUUAAGGGAAAAUCUCCUUGUGACUUCUCAGGAGACAAAAUGAGCCCAAUCCCUCAAAAUGUCAACCUGUCCCUUUAAUUUAUUUGUCAAUAUGAAGCUCUGUCGCCCUGGACAUGUACUGGCAGGAAGCAUCUACUGCACGUGAAAAUUCACUGAACAACACUAUGUGUGAACAGGUGCCUCUCAGUAAACUAAGAUAUCAUCAAAAAGUUCAUUUAAAACAGUGAUCUCCUUUAAAAAACGAUGUUUAUUACUCAGAGUGAUAUAUUCUAUUCCUGACAGAUUUCAUGGAUGCAACAUAAAGCUAAUAAAAAAAAAUCUAAGUCUGUGUCAAAGAAUUCCAAAAAUAACAAUUAAAAAAAGAUUAAGGCGAUUUUAAUUUCAAAACGUUUUCUCCUGGCUGCAGUCAUCGUCUGUAGGAUGCCCGAGUGCUGUAUUCUAGUGUAGAAAUACAAAGUUAAGUGGAAGAAAAAAGUGUGGAAGACAAACAUGUCUGAGUUUCACUUUUUGAAAUUUAACAAAAUUCUAAUUUACUGAGAGGCCUCGUUUGUGUGUGUGACCCCCCCUCCAAAUGCUACAAUGAACCCAAAUAAAAAAAAACAAACACUUUAUACACCCAGCCUCCCUAAUAUUGUCUACUAUAGCUAUUUUCCUACAGAAAAGUGUGUUUUUAGGAUCCCUGGUACUUUAUGGACAAUAUAUCCUGGCAGAGGAUAAAUCCGAGAUAUUUCUGAUGAAAACGUAUCUGUACUUCUUUACUGAAUUUUCCAACCCUCUCAGGUUCUUUGAUGCUGUUUAGCGCUACAUCUCCACCAUCAGAGACGAUAUGCUGCUGUUUAUACUGUUUUAGGCGUCCCUUUAAUAUUUCUGGGUUGAAGGACUUUUUAAAGGCGGCAUUGGAGCCGACCGGUCUGGAAUAAUAGCUUAGUUUGUUUGCAUAUAAUCUACAAAUUUAAGGGCAAAUACGGACUUGUUUAUCAACAGCUUACUAAUUAUUCUCCGUGAGAUGACAAAGUGCAAAGGCUGUGAUAAUUUAGUAGGUUUCACAUCUUUCUCGCCCACUCGCUGUUUGAAACAUGACUUGAAAUGAGACAAAAGGUUUUCCUUCUGCUUGUCUGUUGUGUAGAAGUACAGCUUCAGCUCUGAUGGUUCAACGCUUUGACCGGUCAGAUAGCGGCCAUUUUGGCCUGGAAGGAGCUUCAGCCCUCAUGUCUUAUUGUUGUAGUGAAGGACACCAUCCUGUAGAAAACUUUUUUUUUUUUUCAGCUUUGUGGGUGUUGCCCUAAUUUUAGUCUUAAUUUCCUGUUUGCUUUUGUAAAACGGUUGCAGUUUCUUACUUUCUCUAUAUAUAUAUAUAUAUAUAUAUAUAUAUAUAUAUAUAUAUAUAUAUAUAUAUAUAUUAACAAAUAUAAAUCAUGCUAUGAAUCAUUUUUAAGCUAUUUAAAGCAUACACAACUCCCCAACCCAUGUUGAACAAGGCAGUGAUGCAUCAUUCUUAUUGGUAAUUUUGUUUUAAUGUUAAAUAUUUUUGUAAUUUAUUUUUUAACCCGUUGCCCACUGUUGCAGAAUAGUGAGGAGAGAAGGUACUGUGUUUUAAACGUGCUGUUUUACCUCUGAUUUCUGUUCAUAGCUGAUUUGUUUGAUGCCUCUGGGCAUCAGGGGUUCUUUCAGCCUAAACAAAGCCUUCUGGAUUUCUUUGUAAUAACGUGUAAAUUGUAAAUUAUGUUUUCAUUAUUUUAUAAAAAAAAAAAUUAAACUAUAUGAACACUU
Molecule: messenger RNA, 8877 nt
Organism: Gambusia affinis (western mosquitofish)
Lineage: Eukaryota; Metazoa; Chordata; Actinopteri; Cyprinodontiformes; Poeciliidae
Gene: sipa1l3
Product: signal-induced proliferation-associated 1 like 3
Exons: 24
Coding region: 434-5731 (1765 amino acids)
Biological process (GO): activation of GTPase activity; establishment of epithelial cell polarity; regulation of small GTPase mediated signal transduction
Cellular component (GO): cytoplasm; Golgi apparatus; plasma membrane
Molecular function (GO): GTPase activator activity; protein binding
Source: RefSeq, a predicted model, not a curated record